AUGCUUCGUGUUCAAAUCAACUUGUUUGAGUGUGGUGGAAUGGGAAUUGGGUUUAGUAUUUCUAGUAAGUUUGCUGAUACCUCAACACUGAGCACAUUCAUCAAUUGUUGGAGUGCAACAACCCAUGAUGAGUCAAAUAAGUUAAUGUUUCCCAAAUUUGGUGUGGCGUCUCUGCUUUCACCACUAAAUUUGUCAAAUUCAGAGACAUCACCAUUCCAACCCGAUGAUGCCGUUAAAGAAAAAUGCAUGACAAGGAGGUUUGUGUUUGAUGCCUCAGAGAUUGCUGCUCUCCAGUCGAAAGUAGCCAGCUCAGUUGUGCCCAAACCAACAAGAGUAGAAGCAGUUGCAGCACUCAUUUGGAGAUGCCAAAUUGAAGCAUCAUCCAGAUCAUCAUCGAACAUGUUGGGGACUAGUCUAAUAAGGCCAUCCGUUUUCUCUCACCCACGUAAAAACGCAGUGCCGCCCUUGCCAGAAAACUUGGUUGGGAAUCUAGUGGAUUUUUCAAUAGCACACUACUCUCACUCUGGAGAGAGUACUAGUGUGAUAGAUUUGAAAGACUUGGUUGCAAAAAUCAAGGGAGCGCUCGAAGAAAUAAAAGUGCGUUGUGAUACAAAAGUAGUAUUCGAUUCUAACAAACAAUGGCAAAAAAUGAACGAGUACAUGAACAUGGUGAAAAAUGAUGACAUAGUCAAGUUGGUGUCGAUUUCCAUUUUAUGA
This is a messenger RNA of Prunus avium (sweet cherry), 717 nucleotides long. Lineage: Eukaryota; Viridiplantae; Streptophyta; Magnoliopsida; Rosales; Rosaceae. The record is from RefSeq and is a predicted model, not a curated record.